AUGACCGACUCCUUCGAGCCGCACGAGGUGCCCGGCCGCUAUCUUCCCGAGUACCACCAAGCCAAAGGCAAACACGACUUCUUCGAAUGCUGCCGCUCCCCCGAGAUCGCCUCGACGUUGACGCUGCAACCGAUCGACCGCUACGACGGGCUCAUCGAUGCGGCCAUCAUCUUCUCCGACAUCCUUGUCAUCCCGCAGGCCAUGGGCAUGGAGGUGCUGAUGGUCGACGGCGUGGGGCCCAAAUUCCCCAACCCGCUCCGCAGCCCCGCGGACAAACAGUACCAGGAGAUUGUGAAGAGGGAGGUCGAUGUGAAGAAGGAGCUGGAUUACGUGUACAAGGCCAUCACAAUGACGCGGGAGAAGUUGGCCGGGCGGGUGCCGCUGUUUGGGUUCUGCGGCGCGCCCUGGACGCUGCUUUGUUACAUGGUGGAGGGAGGCGGGACGAAACUGUUCAGGGAAGCAAAGACGUGGGUCUACAAGUAUCCGGAAGAGAGCAAGGUGCUCUUGAUAAAGAUGGCCGCGAUUUGCGUCGAGUACCUCGCGUUACAGGUGGCUGCGGGGGCACAGAUUGUGCAAGUCUUCGACUCGUGGGCGGGGGAGUUGUCACCGGCGUCGUUCAAGGAAAUCUGUCUGCCGUCACUCGGCUAUAUCGCAGAGAACCUGCCCAAGCGGCUAAGGGAGAUGGGCGAAGAUGUCGUUCCUAUGGUCGUGUUCGCAAAGGGCGCAUGGUACGCUCUAGACGACCUAUGCGGUUUGGGUUAUGAUGUUGUGGGGUUGGACUGGUUGCACGAUCCCAAGGAGGCAGUCAAGAUCGCGAGAGGGAGAGUCACUCUGCAGGGUAAUGCUGAUCCGGGAGUGCUCUACGGGAGCCGUGAAGCCAUCACGAAAGUGGUCGAGAACAUGGUCGAGGGGUUUGGAGGAGGAAAGGAACGAUGGAUCGCCAAUUUGGGGCAUGGCGUGACCCCAGGCGUGAAUCCGGAUGAUUUGAAGUUCUUCUUUGAGGAGAUCCACAGGUGUACUCGGUAG
Molecule: messenger RNA, 1026 nt
Organism: Fonsecaea multimorphosa CBS 102226
Lineage: Eukaryota; Fungi; Ascomycota; Eurotiomycetes; Chaetothyriales; Herpotrichiellaceae
Exons: 2
Coding region: 1-1026 (341 amino acids)
Biological process (GO): heme biosynthetic process
Cellular component (GO): cytosol
Molecular function (GO): uroporphyrinogen decarboxylase activity
Source: RefSeq, a predicted model, not a curated record